AGCGGGAGAUCCCGCAAACCAAGAAUUGGGGUUUGCAUCUUAUACUGCAUUUAUCUUCAACCUUCAAUCGUGCAAACGAAACCCUUAAUUUCAUUUUGCCGGGGUUGGUAAUUAAAACAGUUUAUUGCACCUGUUGCCGGUAUCUAUGUUUGGAGGUCAUGUGACUGUUCCGGUUAACAGUCCACAUCUACGGAAGUCCGGAAGCAGACAGUUGUUCUCUGACCUUGGAAGUAGUGAAGAAGCUGCAUCAUCUCAUUUAAUAGAGAGUGAGAUGAAGGGUGUGGGUGGCACACCUUUGGCAGCUGCUGCAAUGUUACCAUCUCCUGUAUUGCUAUGGAGGCUUAAGGUGAUGCUGUUCUUCUUAUGGGGAUUCAGCUGUUGCAAGAUCGGAUGGGAUUCUGUCAUGAGGAUGAGUUUGGACCUGCGAGACCUUUUUCUUUAUGAGGCGUUUCUGUAUUAUAAUCCUUUUCUUCUCGUGACAGCUGCGGUUUGGUUUUGGGGUGCGAACUUAUGGGUGUUUGCUCAGGCUAAUGUCAAUUAUUCGAAGAUUUUUGACCUUGAUCAGAACCAUCUUACUCACAAAGAAAUAUGGAAGUGCGCUACAUGGAUGACAAUCAUUGUUCCAACGAGCAUGACUUCGUAUCUUUAUCUGUACUCUCAUGGAGAAGUCUCAUGGGCUGCAUCUCAACCAGUACUUUUGUAUACCGCUGUUGCAAUUAUCCUGAUAUUCCCAUUCGACAUUUUUUAUUUGUCAUCGCGCUUCUUUUUGUUAAGGACACUUUGGAGAAUAGUCUUCCCAUUUCAGGCAAUAGCAUUCGCUGACUUUUUUGUGGCUGAUAUAUUAACCUCUAUGUCAAAGGUCUUUUCAGAUUUGGAACGUUCCGUUUGUAGGAUGGUUCACAAGCAGGUUGCAACCAUUGCCUGGUUUGAAGCCGAUUCCGUUUGUGGCAGUCAUGCUGUUGCUAUUCCUAUCAUUCUUGUAUUGCCUUAUAUAUUUCGUUUCUUUCAAUGUUUGCGGCAAUACAAGGAUACCCGGGAAAAAACUUCUCUUCUAAAUGCAUUGAAAUAUUCAACUGCUGUACCGGUGAUUUUUCUUUCUGCCUUGAAGUAUCAUGUGUUCCCUGAUAGUUGGAUAAACUUCUACCGACCUCUGUGGCUGCUGUCAAGUGUCGUAAAUUCUUUGUACUCAUUUUACUGGGAUGUGACCCGAGAUUGGGAUCUAAGCUCCUUUACUCGGAUCUUCAAGUUUAGCAAACCACAUCUCAUCUCACAAAUUAUUUAUGGACAAAAAUGGGUAUAUUUGUGGGUGAUAGGAAGCAAUCUGAUAUUGCGGUGUACGUGGACAUACAAGUUAUCUGCCCAUCUUCGGCAUAAUCACCUGACUGUAUUUGCAAUAACGGCAUUGGAGAUCUUUCGAAGAUUCCAAUGGGCGUUCUUCCGUGUAGAAAACGAGUGGAACAAAAUGAACUUGAAACAGAACCUUCAGAUGGGCGACAUCUCGGGUGAAGAAGAAAAACUCCUCAAUGUCAACAAUCACAAUGUAUAGUUUGCUCUGCAUAUUCGACGUUAAUUCGCCUUCUUGUUUUUCUUUCGAUUUGGUAAACUUAAUUUCUUUUGUACCUUUAUUUUUCUUCUUCUUCUUCUUCUUCUUCUUCUUCUGGGUAUCCUUCCAAUAGGGUUUAGGUGAGGGUAGGAGAUCACUUAGGUGAAAUCUAGAGCAAUGCAUUGGUGUUCUAAUGAUUUAUAGCACUCAUAUUUACAGCUAUUUUUGUAGUAAUCUUGAUGGGGGUGUGCUUGUUUUACCUUUGGAAACAGGUGUACUCAACUUUUGUAUGCUUAUUUUAUCUAUACUAUCUUGUAAAAACAUUCUGG
Cynara cardunculus var. scolymus (artichoke) is the source of this 1872-nucleotide messenger RNA. RefSeq names its product SPX and EXS domain-containing protein 1-like. The coding region runs from base 146 to 1546 and encodes 466 amino acids. Lineage: Eukaryota; Viridiplantae; Streptophyta; Magnoliopsida; Asterales; Asteraceae. Gene Ontology annotation, cellular component: membrane; cytoplasm. The transcript has 14 exons. The record is from RefSeq and is a predicted model, not a curated record.